Molecule: messenger RNA, 739 nt
Organism: Exophiala aquamarina CBS 119918
Lineage: Eukaryota; Fungi; Ascomycota; Eurotiomycetes; Chaetothyriales; Herpotrichiellaceae
Exons: 2
Coding region: 138-560 (140 amino acids)
Source: RefSeq, a predicted model, not a curated record
AUUGCUACCCGUGCAGUGGUCUUCUUCUUCAAUCAACAUGAUGUUGCCGGUCAACGAGAGCUCGGAGGAAAUUUUUGGCGUUUUGCACAAGGUUGCAACAAUAUCAGUACCUGAAAGGGAAGGUCUUGAAUAUUUCCAUGCCAUCUACACUACAGACAAAUCGGUGGAUCGGCGGGCAUUGUUCAGUCCGAACUUUUUAUGGCAUUCGGACGCAAGUGACUUACGAGGCACAGCCACCUUCGUCUCCAUCGCUAAAAGGCCUUACUGGUCCACCUCGAGGCGGUGGGGGCGACACUCUAUGGUGCUCUCAGUAUGCCCCGUACGGCGUUUUGUCAGUGCAAAUGCAGAAGUAUCUAAAGAUCCUGACCAGUGACUGCCCCGGACUCCGCAAAAGAACAGGCAGAAGGAUGCCGUGCAUCAGGUAUACCAGUCUGGAGAGAGCCCGUAACCACCGAGCCUCCUUUGCUCAGAGUAAACCCUGUCACUGGACGGAAAUCGCUCUUCUUCAAACCUGGCUUGUGACAAUGAUCAGGGCGUGCCUAAGGCCAAAAGCGAUAUGAUCAUCCGAUGUCUCAAUGGACUCAUCAGCACAACACAAGAAGCUCAUGUACGCUUCCAGUGGGGAAAAGACGAAGUUGCGUUCUGGGACAACAGGUCUACCAACCACAGUACCAGUUAUGGAUUUAUGCCUAACCGACGAUAUGCUGUCCGGGUAACGACCGCAGCCGAGGGGCCAUAA